This is a messenger RNA of Linum trigynum, 258 nucleotides long. Lineage: Eukaryota; Viridiplantae; Streptophyta; Magnoliopsida; Malpighiales; Linaceae. The record is from the annotation of a GenBank genome assembly.
AUGUUUCGCGGCAGGAACUGGAAGCACAGGAUUUCGCAUAUUUCUGAAUGGCAUCUUCGGGCCGAGAUAUCACAACGAAUCAAUGAGGUCUUGCUGUUUAACAAGCCAACGAGGGAACAUGUGGAGCAAAUUGUUGAGGUUGUGGCGAGGGGAAUUGACGGGGAGGACAGGGCAUCGAAGUACAUUGAAGUUGAAUUGACAGGAUGGGAUGAAGCACACGGAGGUGGAAGAGGGGUACAGGCAAUUCAGCCAUUGUGA